Molecule: messenger RNA, 2811 nt
Organism: Knipowitschia caucasica
Lineage: Eukaryota; Metazoa; Chordata; Actinopteri; Gobiiformes; Gobiidae
Source: the annotation of a GenBank genome assembly
AUGGAAAAGUGCAUGGCAGAUCUUAAUCUAAAAGAGGUUCUCGUCUUCUUGGAUGAUCUGAUUAUCUUCUCCAGAACAUGGGAAGAACAUGAAGAGCGCCUGCUGCGAGUACUCAACCGGCUGAAGGAGUACGGUCUCAAAUUGUCCCCGGAGAAGUGUAAAUUUUUCCAAACCUCUGUGCGCUAUCUUGGUCACAUAGUGUCCGAGGGGGGAGUCGAGACCGAUCCUGAGAAGAUCAGUGCCUUAAAGACCUGGCCAAUUCCGCGAACUCUGCGAGAACUGAGAUCAUUCUUAGGAUUUGCCGGAUACUACAGAAGGUUCAUCCGAGGAUACUCUGCCAUAGCAAAGCCGCUGAAUGACUUGACCAGAGGUUACAUAUCCAGUCGCAAGUCGGUCAAGAAAAGACCCAACAUAAAGACUCAGGAUUCCCAGCAACAGCCGUUCGGAGAGGGAUGGACGCCGAAGUGUCCAGUAGGACCAGCACUUACUCACCCCCUUCUCACCCCUCUCCACCUCCCCUCCCUCCCUUCUCACCCCUCUCCACCUCCCCUCCCUCCCUUCUCACCCCUCUCCUCCCUCCUUUCUCACCCCUCUCCACCUCCCCUCCCUCCCCUCCCUUCUCACCCCUCUCCUCCUCCCUUCUCCACCCCUCUCCACCUCCCCUCCCUCCCUCCCUUCUCACCCCUCUCCUCCCUCCUUUCUCACCCCUCUCCACCUCCCCUCCCUCCUUUCUCACCCCUCUCCACCUCCCCUCCCUCCUUUCUCACCCCUCUCCACCUCCCCUCCCUCCUUUCUCACACCCUCUCCACCCUCCAGUCCCUCCUUUCUCACCCCCCUCUCCACCUCCCCUCCCUCCUUUCUCACCCCUCUCCACCUCCCCUCCCUCCUUUCUCACCCCUCUCCCACCUCCAGUCCCUCCUUUCUCACCCCCCUCUCCACCUCCCCCUCCCCUCCUUUCUCCCCCCCUCUCCACCUCCCCUCCCUCCUUUCUCACCCCUCUCCACCUCCCCCUCCCUCCUUUCUCACCCCCCUCUCCACCUCCCCUCCCUCCUUUCUCACCCCUCUCCACCUCCCCUCCCUCCUUUCUCACCCCCCUCCACCUCCCCUCCCUCCUUUCUCACCCCCCUCUCCACCUCCCAGUCCCUCCUUUUCUCACACCCCCUCUCCACCUCCCCUCCCUCCCUUCUCACCCCUCUCCCCUCCCCUCCCUCCCCCUUCUCACCCCCUCACCACCUCCCCUCCCUCCCUUCUCACCCCUCUCCACCUCCCCUCCCUCCCUUCUCACCCCCUCUCCUCCCUCCUUUCUCACCCCCUCUCCACCUCCCCUCCCUCCCUCCCUUCUCCCCCUCUCCUCUCCUCCCUCCCUUCUCACCCCUCUCCACCUCCCCUCCCUCCUCCCUUCUCACCCCUCUCCUCCCCUCCUUUCUCACCCCUCUCCACCUCCCCUCCCUCCUUUCUCCCCCCUCUCCACCUCCCCUCCCUCCUUUCUCACCCCUCUCCACCUCCAGUCCCUCCUUUCUCACCCCCUCUCCACCCCCUCCCUCCUCCUUUCUCACCCCUCUCCACCUCCCCUCCCUCCACCCCUCAGUCCCUCUCCCCCUCUCCAACCUCCCAGUCCCUCCAUUUCUCACCCCCCUCUCCACCUCCCCUCCCUCCUUUCUCACCCCCCUCUCCACCUCCCCUCCCUCCUUUCUCACCCCUCUCCACCUCCCCUCCCCCUUUCUCACACCCCCCUCUCCACCCCCCCUCCCUCCUUUCUCACCCCCUCCACCACCUCCCCUCCCUCCUUUCUCACCCCCCUCUCCACCUCCCCUCCCUCCUUUCUCACCCCCCUCUCCACCUCCCAGUCCCUCCUUUCUCACCCCCUCUCCCCACCUCCCUCCCUCCUUUCUCACCCCUCUCCACCUCCCCUCCCUCCUUUCUCACCCCUCUCCACCUCCCUCCCUCCUUUCUCACCCCUCUCCACCUCCCCUUCCCCUCCCCUUCUCACCCCCUCCACCCCCCUCCCCCCUCCCUCCCUUCUCACCCCCUCUCCUCCCUCCUUUCUCACCCCUCUCCACCUCCCCUCCCUCCCUCCCUUCUCACCCCCCUCUCCUCCCUCCCUUCUCACCCCUCUCCACCUCCCCUCCCCCCCCUCCCUUCUCACCCUCUCGUCCUCCCUCCUUUCUCACCCCUCUCCACCUCCCCUCCCUCCUUUCUCACCCCUCUCCACCUCCCCCUCCCUCCUUUCACCCCUCUCCACCUCCCCUCCCUCCUUUCUCACCCCUCUCCACCUCCCCUCCCUCCUUUCUCACCCCUCUCCACCCUCCUCCCUCCUUUCUCACCCCCUCUCCACCUCCAGUCCCUCCUUUCUCACCCCCCUCUCCACCUCCCCUCCCUCCUUUCUCACCCCUCUCUACCUCCAGUCCCUCCUUUCUCACCCCCCUCUCCACCUCCCCUCCCUCCUUUCUCACCCCUCUCACCCCCUCCCCUCCCUCCUUUCUCACCCCCCUCUCCACCUCCCCUCCCUCCUUUCUCACCCCUCUCCACCUCCCCUCCCUCCUUUCUCACCCCCCUCUCCACCUCCCCUCCCUCCCUUUCUCACCCCCCUCUCCACCUCCCCUCCCUCCUUUCUCACCCCCCUCUCCACCUCCCCUCCCUCCUUUCUCACCCCUCUCCACCUCCCCUCCCUCCUUUCUCACCCCUCUCCACCUCCCCUCCCUCCUUUCUCACCCCUCUCCACCUCCAGUCCCUCCUUUCUCACCCCCCCUCUCCACCUCCCCUCCCUCUCUCCCUCCCUCCUCUUAUGAGAACAUAAUAGUUCAGCUGUGA